CUCUUUAUAAUGCACAAGGGGAGAGCUUUGUACUCCCCUUACAUACCAACAUCAAAUAUAUAUAACACCUUAAAGAAAGCUACAGAUACCUGCUCAGUGCUCCAGACAUGCACUGGGAUAGUGGCAAUGGGGGAGCACUACGUUCUACAAAGUGGGAUGGAACUGUAUAACAGCAGGAACGGUAGUGUGAAAUCCUUUAUCAAGUCAGAUUGCAUCUCUGGAAGAUUUGGGCUUCUGUGCGAAUUUAAGUGUCCACCAUGCCAGCAGGGUAUGGCCUGCAAUCCAUACACAGGGCUGUGUGGUGACACUGUGUUUUGCAGUAAGGAGAAUAGUCCUAUCCCCUGUGGAAAAGGGUCCAUAUUUGGUGGCACGUGCCCAGUUGAAGAUGGGUGGCAGUACUGGCAAGGCAGCUGUUACUAUAUCCACACAGCAAAGAGACAAACCUGGCUACGUGCAAGAGACCUAUGCAGGCGUUACAGGGACACAGAUCUUCUGUGGCUGACAAGUCCUGGGGAAAAGGAAUGGCUGGUAUCUAAACUUCCCAAAGCAUCAUUCUGGAUUGGCCUUUAUGGGUUUAGAUUCUGUACAGUUUUGCAGUGGUCGAACAGUCAAUUCCCGUUUGCAGCCUCAAGAUGGUUGUCUGUAAGCAAGUGGGCCAUAGGUGCUAAGUGCUGUGUGCAGCUUAAUGCCCCCAAAGGCUCUUUGACAGCUUUCAGCUGCUUUCGGAAAGCCCUGUGGAUUUGCAAGAGAAAAGAAGAAGGAAUUGUGGAUUUCCGGGAGUUCCGAGGCUAUUACCUAGCUGGCACUUACACAUCAAAUUCCACACAGCGAUCGUUAUGGGAAGCCCUACAGCUCUGUAGAUUUCAACGAAGCAUUUGCAAUGGAGUUGGGAUGAUCAAAGGAGAGUACAGAACUAUAUUUGCAACCCGAAUUCUACUCAUCAUUGGAGCCCUGGGAGAUGAAAGCACCGCAUAUUUGAAAUCAUCUUGUCCCCCAGGGCACUAUGGUCCUGAAUGCCAGGGCAGUUGCACCUGCAAUAGAAUUGAAAACUGCAGCCCCUUCACUGGCGAAUGUGCAGAGAAUUUACAGUGUUCUCAGGAAUACGUGGCACAGCAAUGCCAAAGAGGAGUGAUCAAUAUGAAAUGCCCAGAGGACCCUGGUUGGUGGUACUGGAAUGGCAGCUGUUAUUAUAUGGAAGAAACUAAUAGUUUAACCUGGCUGGAAGCUAAGAAUUACUGCACUGCCUAUAAUGGCACUGACCUACUAUUGCUGGAUAGUGCAGAAGAAAAGGCCUGGAUAACCUCAGUGUUACGGAAACCUGUUUGGAUUUUCUCGUUGGGUGCCUUGCAAAGCGAUGUGGAGAAAUCAAGCAGGAAGAAUCAGCGUGUCAUGGUAAGCCCCACCAAGAGUACUGCUCCAGACAGUUGUGGUCAGCUGAGUGUGAAUGGGAGCUUGAACCAAGUUAACUGUUCUUCUCUGGCUUUCUGGGUUUGUGAAAGAAGGGAAGGUGACAGCAUGUUUUGGAAAUAUUCCAGAAGGCUGCUUACUAAGCCUUUAGGGGGAGAUACAUAUUCAUCCUUGGAGUUUGCUCUGUCAGCCUGUAUUUUAAAAGCAGAUUGCUCUGGAGUCACCUACUGGGGAAAGCGUUACGUACCAGUCACUGGUAAAGAACUGAUCUUCAGCAAAAACAGACAGGAUGCUGUGUACUUGAGGAGUGCUUGCAGCAAAGGACACUAUGGUGCCUAUUGUCAAAAGAAAUGUCCCACCUGUCUCAAUCGUACCAUGUGCAAUAGACUCACAGGGCUGUGUGAUGGUACAGUGACAUGUCAAGAAAGGAAGAAAUUAGAACUCUGUGAAUACCGCCUUACAAGCAAGUUCUGUUUUGCCUCUUGGAAGUACUGGAAUGGAAAUUGUUACUAUGUUCCUCCAUAUGGAGUGCUGAAUAAGAGCGAAGCAGAGUUCAUGUGCAGUCGGUUCCAAGGGGCACAACUGAUAAAAUUAAACAACACGGAAGAGCAGAGAUGGAUAGCUAAAGUCAUCACUAGAAAAAGCUGGCUUGGCAGCCUGAGCUAUAAACUCCAGUCAAACUCCUGGAUCAUGCCUGAUGGAGAUAGAGCAGCGCCUCGUUGGGGUUUCAAAGCAGUUCAAGAUUUGUGUGUGCAGAUUGAACCCAUAUCUGGAACCUUUAUUUCCUUUGCCUGCUCUGAACGGGCUUCGUGGAUCUGCAAGGGAGCCCCAGUUCCUGGAGCGCUGGAUUCCACGUAUAAGUGGUGGACAACGUUGACCUCGUCCCUUUUAGUUUCAGUUUUCGUAGUUGUCGUGAGUGUGUUUGUUACAUUUAAAGCCGCCCGGUGGAGAAGACAAGUGCUGGUAGAAAAGACUGAUGGGAAAGAGCAGAGAAAUAACGUGGAGAUGGAGAACUUGGCUUCCUGGGAGAAACAGGCCCUCAAGUCUGACAGGAGCAACCCCUUGAAUUAGGGUGUAGUGUUUGUGGGCUCUGAAGGCAGUCUCAUCCCAUCCUCUGUGGAUUGAAGAUUUGGCUUUGAGGAAGAGGUUUGAAGUAGGGGAAACAGGAGUUAGAGCACUAUAACAGAUAAGGAAAUAUUUAACUUGAAAUUUGUUGAAUGUCUUAAUUGAUUUUUUUGGUGUUUUAAUCUUUCUCUGAGCUCCCACCUUCUCUAGUGACUCUAGUCUGUCAUAAGCAGGAUCUGUCAGAUGACACAGCACUACUUUCAGCAAAGCAGAACAUCCCUAGAACAUGACUAGUCAAAUACAUUUCCUUAAAUCAUAUUGCAUUUCUCUCAGAGAAGUUUUCAUCUGUGUUAUGUCUUCUUUAAGCAGUUCAAUAAACUCUCAAAUAGAAAACAUGGCUUUGCUUGCUAGAUGAUUUUGCAGCUGUUUGGGGUUUUUAAAGCUGCAAGAAGAGGUUAAUGGACUCUAAUACAUUCAGCCUUCUGCAGCAUAUUAUCAAAUACUAUAAGGCCAGAUUCAGAGCAGGUGAUGUAGCUCCACUGAAUUCUUCUCUGUGUGUCUUGGUGCUUCACUUCUCCAGUUUACACAGCUAAGGACCUGGUCCUCAGCAUUAAACACACUUGGUCAAUGGCACAGUACUUAGUAUUUUUGAACCAAAUUCUUCUGUCAGUUACAGACCUUUAACUCAAUGAUGAACAUGGUUCUGAGCAGAAUUUGAGCCCUUGUAUUAUUUA
Messenger RNA from Mauremys mutica (yellowpond turtle), 3206 nucleotides. RefSeq lists its product as uncharacterized. Lineage: Eukaryota; Metazoa; Chordata; Testudines; Geoemydidae. The transcript has 16 exons. The record is from RefSeq and is a predicted model, not a curated record. The coding region runs from base 10 to 2478 and encodes 822 amino acids.